GGCUGAGGCUCCCCCGCGGGCGGGCGCAGAGAGACGCGGGAAGCAGGGGCUGGGCGGGGGUCGUGGCGCCGCAGCCAGCGCAGCCAGCCCCAGGGGCCGCCGCCUCCGCUGCCCAGCACGCUCCGGGGACGCCGGCCGCCUUAGCACCCGCCGCGCCGCAGCUCUGGGACCAGUCCCGGCCGCGACGCCGCCGCGAUGGGCAACGCCGCCGCCGCCAAGAAGGGCAGCGAGCAGGAGAGCGGUGAGUUCCCGGCCGUCACCCUGAUCUCCGUGAAAGAGUUCCUAGCCAAGGCCAAGGAAGACUUCCUGAAAAAAUGGGAGAGCCCUUCUCAGAAUACAGCCCAGCUGGAUCACUUUGAUAGAAUCAAGACGCUCGGCACCGGCUCCUUUGGGCGAGUGAUGCUGGUGAAACACAAGGAGACUGGAAACCACUAUGCCAUGAAGAUCUUGGACAAACAGAAGGUGGUGAAACUGAAGCAGAUUGAGCACACUCUAAAUGAGAAGCGCAUCCUGCAGGCUGUCAACUUCCCGUUCCUGGUCAGACUUGAAUUCUCCUUCAAGGACAACUCAAACUUGUACAUGGUCAUGGAGUAUGUGCCUGGUGGGGAGAUGUUCUCCCACUUGCGGCGGAUUGGAAGGUUCAGCGAGCCCCAUGCCCGUUUCUACGCGGCGCAGAUCGUCCUGACCUUUGAGUAUCUGCACUCCCUGGACCUCAUCUACCGGGACCUGAAGCCCGAGAACCUUCUCAUCGACCAGCAGGGCUAUAUUCAGGUGACAGACUUCGGUUUUGCCAAGCGUGUGAAAGGCCGUACUUGGACCUUGUGUGGGACCCCUGAGUACUUGGCCCCUGAGAUUAUCCUGAGCAAAGGCUACAACAAGGCUGUGGACUGGUGGGCUCUCGGAGUCCUUAUCUACGAGAUGGCUGCUGGUUACCCGCCCUUCUUCGCUGACCAGCCUAUCCAGAUCUACGAGAAAAUCGUCUCUGGGAAGGUGCGGUUUCCAUCCCACUUCAGCUCUGACCUGAAGGACCUGCUACGGAACCUUCUGCAGGUGGAUCUCACCAAGCGCUUUGGGAACCUCAAGAAUGGGGUCAAUGACAUCAAGAACCAUAAGUGGUUUGCCACAACUGACUGGAUUGCCAUCUAUCAGAGAAAGGUGGAAGCUCCCUUCAUACCAAAGUUUAAAGGCCCUGGGGACACGAGUAACUUUGACGACUACGAAGAGGAAGAGAUCCGGGUCUCCAUCAAUGAGAAAUGUGGCAAGGAGUUUACUGAGUUUUAGGGGUGUGCUUGUGCCCCAUGGUUUUCUUUCUUUUUUCCUUUUUUUUUCCUUUUUUUUUUUUUUUUUUUUUUUGGUUGGGGGUGGGAGGGUUGGAUCGAACAGCCAGCGGGCCCUAGAGUUCUGUGCAUCUAAUUUAACACUCACUCCACACCCCCAAGUUAGGGAGAGCAGGAAAGCCAGAUAUUGGGGAGGGGCAACAUCAGCUCCUCUCCCACUCCCCCAUGACGCCCCUUCUCCCCACUUCUCUGCCUGUUUUCAAUGACUUUCUCAGCUCCCAUCACCCAGACUUACUGGUGUAUAAAGGGCAGGGUAUGGAAGAGGGGCCCAAAUUCACCCCAGCCUCCACCCCACCCAGCACUGGGCACUAAGGAUGAACAGAAAAGCCAGCCUUCCCUUCUAUGCAGUCCUACUUGGAAAGGGAGAUUUUAGUGACAGGUACAGAGGGCUGCUUGCUAGUGGAUUUUUGUUUUUUUGUUUUGUUUUGUUUUGUUUUUUUGGUUUUUUUUAAAUCUUCAUUUAAAUUAAGUUCCACCAGUGCCUCCCAUCCUCCAGACUGCCCCUCCCCUCCAAAACCCCCUCAAAACGCCCCAAAUCCACUCUGAGGCCGGGAUAGCCAACUGACUCUGUCAAGGAAGGAACUGGGCUUUGAACCUCGCCCUGAGCUGCUAGCCUCCCGGCCCUCUUUUCCAGGGGUCUCAUGCCCAUUCUUCCGAGCAUCAGCCCCCUUAAGCCCCUCCCCAUCCUGGGCGCCUCACUUCAGCUUAGCUGUCAGCUGUCCAUCACCUCUUGCUGUACAACCCCACUCACUGCACCCCCAAGUUUGAUUGUGCUUUUCUCUCAAUAGAAAGGUGGGGAGCUGCUGGGGAAAUUACCCCAUUUAUCCCUGUGUUUAUCCCUCUCGUAACUUCUCCCAAACAGGAGGAGCUCUCAGGCCUGGGUGGGGGCCCUGGGUGGGCGAGGGGGGCAGUUCAACCUGUGUGCUGCGAAGGAUGAGACUUCCUCUUGAACAGUGUGCUGUUGUAAACAUAUUUGAAAACUAUUACCAAUAAAGUUUUGUUUUAAAAUAAAA
This is a messenger RNA of Mesocricetus auratus (golden hamster), 2350 nucleotides long. It is a transcript of the gene Prkaca, whose product is annotated as protein kinase cAMP-activated catalytic subunit alpha. Gene Ontology annotation, biological process: peptidyl-serine phosphorylation. Gene Ontology annotation, molecular function: cAMP-dependent protein kinase activity; ATP binding; protein kinase A regulatory subunit binding. Gene Ontology annotation, cellular component: nucleus; cAMP-dependent protein kinase complex. The transcript has 10 exons. The record is from RefSeq and is a predicted model, not a curated record. Bases 196 to 1281 code for a protein of 361 amino acids. Lineage: Eukaryota; Metazoa; Chordata; Mammalia; Rodentia; Cricetidae.